AUGGGUUUAAUCGCGGCGUCAGUGGACUUCAAUCGUCUCGCCAAAUUCAUCAUCCUUGAAGUGCUCCGACAAGGUGUGGCUCCCACAAGGUGUGGCUCCCACAAGGUGUGGCUCCCACAAGGUGUGGCUCCCACAAGGUGUGGCUCCCACAAGGUGUGGCUCCCACAAGGUGUGGCUCCCACAAGGUGUGGCUCCCACAAGGUGUGGCUCCCACAAGGCGCGGACUAUUCUCUAGAGGUCUAUGACGUCACCCCAACGGAUAUCCUCCCCGGCUCCUCCACUCCGCUGGGUCCCCGCCUGCUGUACGGGGUGGGGGGCUUGGACGUGCCUCAAGGCGACCCCAUGCAAGUGGCCAAGAUCAUUCCACCGUCCAACGAGACCAUGCUGCAGCCGCAGCGACACAAGGCCAAGCAGCAAAUCAACCUCACUGACUCCUCGCGCACCUACCAGCUCUGGUGCCGUCAUUCCUCCUCCCCCUCACAACCCUCCCCCCUCCAACCCUUCCCCUCACAACCCUCCCCCUCACAACUCCACCACUCACAACCCUCCCCCUCACAACUCCACCACUCACAACCCUCCCACUCACCAAUUCAUCAUGAAUAUACCAGCUUUGGUCCCUCAUUUCGAUUCAAGUUCAAUCAACUUUUAGGCAUCUUAAAGCCGGGCUCUGCCCAUGUGGCGCCCAAUGCUACCAACCUCCUUUUCAUUCCAUCAGUUCUAUCUGGCCCCAUUGGGCCUCCCCUAACCCCCAGCUUCCAGGGCUCGGACGAGGCCCACAGCAUGACGGCUGUGUUCCUGGGGGUGAUAAUCGUGGUGGUGGCGGCGCUGCUGGCUGCCAUUGGCGUGAGUGUGACAAUCAACACGCGGAGGCUGCGAGAGAAGACGGCUGCACUGGAGAUGCUCAAGGAGAGGGCAGAGGUGGCGGAGCGCAACAAGGGUGUGUUCAUCGCCAACACUGCGCAUGAGCUGCGCACCCCGAUCUAUGGCAUGGAAGGCAUGCUGAAGCAGUUGGACGAGGGAGGUCUGGACUCGGGGCAGAGGGGGGACGUGGGGGCAGCAGUAGAGGAGGCGGAGCGGAUCCUGUCGCUCGUCAACGCUGUGUUGGACGUGUGCAAGGCGGACGCCGGCUGCCUGCACCUCGAAAGCCUGCCCUUUGCCCUCCGCCCCUGGUUGCGUGACGUGCUGCACCCACACGUGCACGCUGCUCAGGGGCGCGGCCUCAAAUUCGAGUCACAUGUCACCCUCGCCCAGCUCGACAGUUUGCCUCCAUUCUGUUACGUGAUUCGCCGACAUCUGCAGCUCCAACAUCCCGUGCCUCCCUUGGCCCAGAUCUGCAACCCUAUCGUUUCGCGUCCUUCCUACCCCUUGAUUCAGAUCCCCAGCCUCGCCACCACGCGCCCCUCCGUGGCCCAUGGUUUGUGCGCUGGUUGCGAGAGUUUUGCUACAGAAACAGAUUCUAAAAUAUCGUUUGCGCUUAUGAUCGAUUUGUUGCAAUAG
Molecule: messenger RNA, 1497 nt
Organism: Closterium sp. Yama58-4
Lineage: Eukaryota; Viridiplantae; Streptophyta; Zygnematophyceae; Desmidiales; Closteriaceae
Source: the annotation of a GenBank genome assembly